Lampris incognitus (smalleye Pacific opah) is the source of this 1770-nucleotide messenger RNA. RefSeq names its product allograft inflammatory factor 1-like (gene aif1l). The transcript is spliced from 6 exons. Gene Ontology annotation, biological process: ruffle assembly; actin filament bundle assembly. The coding region runs from base 110 to 589 and encodes 159 amino acids. Gene Ontology annotation, molecular function: actin filament binding; calcium ion binding. Lineage: Eukaryota; Metazoa; Chordata; Actinopteri; Lampriformes; Lampridae. The record is from RefSeq and is a predicted model, not a curated record. Gene Ontology annotation, cellular component: ruffle membrane; actin filament.
ACACACACACACGCACACACAGGCGGACAGACCACAACCACAGAGAGAAACCAAGCCGACCCGGAGAUUCCCCAUCUUCUGGACCUCCGUUUCAGAGGCAAAUUCCGCGAUGCCUUCAAAUCAAAGCGCUCAAGGAGGAAAAGCCUUUGGGCUGUUAAAGUCCCAGCAAAGGGAGAAACUGGAAGAAAUAAACAAGCUUUGUUCACUCUGUUCUCCUCUCCCACCCCAGGAGUACAUGGAAGACCAGAAGUACAGAGACGAAGAUGACCUGGCUGAGAAGCUGGAAGGGUUCAAAAAUAAAUAUGCUGAGUUUGACCUCAACGACCAAGGAGAAAUUGAUAUGAUGGGCCUUAAGCAGAUGAUGGAGAAGCUGGGGGUUCCAAAGACACACCUAGAGGUGAAGAAGAUGAUCUCGGAGGUGACUGGGGGCAGCAGCAGCACCAUCAACUAUAGAGACUUUGUUAAGAUGAUGCUGGGCAAGCGCUCUGCCGUUCUUAAACUAGUUUUGAUCUUUGAGGACAAGGCCAAUGGUGCUAGCUGUAAGCCGGAUGGGCCCCCUCCAAAGCGAGACAUUGCCAGCCUACCGUAAGACCCGAUGUCCACCUCAAGACUACUAACUGGCUAUAGGGCCCAUCCAUGGGCCCUACCUUCCAGGCCCUAGCCUCAUCAGUUGGACAUAUGUACAUAGCCUUACCAAGAGUCCAACCUCAGAACACCAAGUCCUUUGUGGCAUGGGGACGAGGAAGAAGAUUCUUUUAAUUAUAUAUAUUUGCUGUGAAAAGAAAAAAAGUUGAAACAAAAUUAGCUUUUUUUAUCGAAAGUACAUACAUGUAUAUAUUUAUAUUGAUGAUGAUGAGAAACUGCAUAUUUUUAACUAGUCUUCACACUCGUAACCCUUGCAGUAACUGUGUAAUUGAGCCGUCACGUUAAUAUGAGCAGUGUUGUGGUUAGCGUGGGACCAGUGAUUGCGGAUGUAACGUUGUGAUUUUCUGACUGUGUGCAAGUCCAUUUCUUUGGAAGCCUGAGCCCACGACACACUAAGUGAUGUUUGACUGUGAGUGAUGUUACUCAUCUUGUUUUUACCAUAACUGAAAUGUAACACUGAUACUUGUACGUGUAAGCUGGUUGACGAACUGAAUUUUGUAUUAGGGGGGUUUCAUGGUUGUUUAAGGGAAGACUGAUUUCUGCUUUGACCCACUGUAGUGAAGCUCAGAAUCCCUCACAGCUUAUUUUACACUCCUCCUCCCUCACUCCCUGGGUUCACUCUUGGAAUUAGUGCAAGUUAAUUUAUGCUUGGUUGUUUGAUACUUUUGACAUAUGUUGCUCAAUAUAAUUUUUGCUUUUUUUUUUUUUGCAAGAGAAAACUUUCUUGCACAUUUUUACUAAGUGUUGUGCACCUCCAGGCGUUUUGCUAACGCCUGUAUAGCAUUUGAUUGGGAAUCCGAUUUUAUUGACAAAAUUUUGAUUUGAUUGCCAGCUGUGGAUUGCAAAAAUCAUUUCAGUGUUGGAUGCUGAGUCGUUACCAUGGCAACGACGGAAACCUUCGCCAAAUCGUACAUUCCAGAUGUUGGUUAACACACCCUCAUUUCUGUUUAACUGCUGCUGUCAAAGGUGUUAUGCGACCAUAGUUGUGAAAUUAACCUUUAUUAUCCCACUUUGUUAGAGAUUUGAUAUUUUGAUCAUGUUAAAAAGGCAUGCUUUUGGUGAAGCACAAGCAAAAUAAAGCACAUCUUUUUCUUACACACUUUGUACUGUCCACAGUUGUCCUAU